This is a messenger RNA of Euleptes europaea (tarantolino), 581 nucleotides long. RefSeq names its product centromere protein M (gene CENPM). Lineage: Eukaryota; Metazoa; Chordata; Lepidosauria; Squamata; Sphaerodactylidae. The coding region runs from base 4 to 552 and encodes 182 amino acids. The transcript is spliced from 6 exons. The record is from RefSeq and is a predicted model, not a curated record.
GAGAUGUCGACGUUGACGGCCUUUGACAAGCUCCCGACCCUGAACUCUGCUGCCAUUUUGUUGGUGGGAACAGAUGAAAUCUUCCAGAAGCAGUUUGCAGAGACUAUCCUUACGGAAACUCAAGAUUUAAAAAUAAACAUUCACUUGGCAGACUCUCUCCCUUUACCUCCUGAGAGAGAUCACAUCCGGCCUCGGAUCGACCUGAUUGUUUUUAUGGUUAACAUGGAAAGCAAGCACAGUUAUAGUAACAUUGAAGCUUCUCUGGUCCAUGUAGAUGCCAACUUUUUCCUUGGGAAAGUGUGCUUUCUGGCUACCGGCGCUGGUAGGCUAAACCAAAUCAGUGUGGAAGUGAAUGCAGUUUUGAAGCUGGCAGAUCUUUACUGCAGCCCUGUUUUAUUCUGCGAGUUGGAAUGUGAGACGAUCAGGAUUGCCACGGCUCAGCGACUGCUCCGGAUGCUGCAAAUAUGUGCUGGUCACAUGUCGGGGGUUUCUGCGCUCUCCUUCAGCUCCUUAACGAAAAGCUCCAUUGAUGACUCCAGCUUCCUGGCAUAGAAACCUGCCCUUUUUCAGUUUUGCUGUUC